This is a messenger RNA of Sphaerulina musiva SO2202, 3487 nucleotides long. Its product is annotated as aminotransferase. The transcript has 4 exons. The coding region runs from base 103 to 1671 and encodes 522 amino acids. NCBI's taxonomy places the organism in Eukaryota, Fungi, Ascomycota, Dothideomycetes, Mycosphaerellales, Mycosphaerellaceae. Gene Ontology annotation, molecular function: pyridoxal phosphate binding; transaminase activity. The record is from RefSeq and is a predicted model, not a curated record. Gene Ontology annotation, cellular component: cytosol.
GCUUUUCUUGACAAGAUUGGCAAGACUCCGACAACUCCGAAACACCUCAACUUUUCGCAGGUCUUUUCCUGUGGACUGCUGCUGCUAGCAUACGCUUUCAUCAUGUCGCCUUCUGUACUUCUGCUCAACGACGGUAACGUUCUCGACAAAGAGAUGCCGUCACCCGAUGAUAUAGUCCCCGUCAAGACCCGCAGAUCCGCCGUCCUGCAUCGCACACUGCACUAUGACCCGCACCGUGUUGUCGGCGCUCAAGGCCACGUCCUUCGACUCAGCAAUGGACAACAUAUUUUCGAUGCCACAGGUGGCGCAGCUGUAGCAUGUAUCGGACACGGCGAUAUUCGGGUCCAAGAUGCCCUGAUGGAGCAAAUGCAAGAGGUUUCGUACUGCCACUCCCUCUUCUACGCGACGCAAGCUGCCGAAGACCUCGCCAAACUGCUCGUGGACAGCACAGACGGCGAGAUGAGCCGCGCAUUCUUCGUCAGCAGCGGAAGUGAAGCCAUGGAAGCAGCCCUCAAGAUGGCACGUCAAUACCAUUUGGAAAAGCCACAACCCGAGCCACAGCGAUCACACUUCAUCUCACGACACCAAAGCUACCAUGGUACCACCCUCGGAGCGCUCGCCGCUGGGGGUCACGUUGCGCGCCGAGGCAUCUUCGAACCUAUGCUGGCCACCAAUUCAAGCCGAGUGUCUCCCUGCUACGCCUACCGUGGCUUGGAGUCGCCUACAGACACCGAAACGGCCUAUGUCAACCGACUAGAAGCAGAACUCGAGGCCGAGUUCCUCCGGGUUGGACCCAAGAAUGUCGCAGCUUUCAUCGCCGAACCCAUCGUCGGUGCAGCACUAGGCUGCGUCCCUCCCGUAGCAGGGUAUUUCCCAGCCAUCCGACGAGUCUGCGACAAAUACGGCGCACUUCUCAUCUUUGAUGAGGUAAUGUGUGGCACCGGACGUGUCGGACCCGAGCCCUCUGAUCGUUUUCCCAAGCCUCUCCACGCGUGGCAGGAUCCUCUGAUCGGCGUGGUACCAGAUCUCCAAACUCUUGGUAAAGGCCUCGGGGGUGGGUACAUGCCCGUCGCAGCCAUGCUGGCCAGCGCGCAUGUGGUGGAGGUGCUCGAGCAUGGAAGCGGAGCCUUUAGCCAUGGUCAGACGUACCAGGGACAUCCCCUGGCGUGCAGAGCUGCGCUCGAAGUGCAGCGCAUCAUCAUGAAGGAUGAUCUGGUGGCCAAUGUCAGGAAGCAAGGCGCUCUGUUGGGACGACUGCUAAAAGAAAAAUUGGGCAACCAUGCUGCAGUGGGGAAUAUUCGAGGCAGAGGAUUAUUUUGGGGCAUCGAGUUUGUCAAGUGUCGAGCCACAAAGGAGUGUGUGGAGCCAUCGAUGGGUGUAGCGAUGGGGAUACAUGAGCUUGGCAUGCAGAAACCGUACGACAUGAGCCUUUACCCAGGGACAGGCGGCGCCGACGGCCACCGUGGCGAUCAUAUCAUCCUUGCUCCCGCCUACAACGUCACAAGUGAUGAGGUUCGGCAUAUUGCCGAGACGGUGACAGCUGUCGUCGGCAAGUACUUUAGACUGAACCCCCACAUUUGGUUGGACGGUGCGGUCAGUGUCUCGUCAAAGAUGGAAGAUCCAGCUCCUCCGUUGGCGGAGGUACAUGCAACGCACAAGCCCCGGCGGUAGGAAUCGGAUGGAUGCGCGGCUAACGCGCGGGAGAGUGGAAGCUGACCUGGGAAGGCGCGGACAUGCAAUUGUUGAUAUGAAUGUGAUCACCUGCUUCGUAUUAGACUCGUUUAUGAUUGGGGCACAACAGCCUUGUGAGCAAUUCGCAUAGACUAUAUGAAAGCCAACAGUCCGUGGACAACUCUGCCAGGGCAAGUUGCCUUGCACGCACGCCUGUACGGUCAUAGACAUGGCUGCAAACGGGUCUGAUGCCUUACGUGUUGUCUCUUCAAUUACCGAGCGGUCGGCUCCUGUAAAAUUCUCUCAUGCAUACAGUUUAUGCAUAAGCAAAGCAUGACGGGCAUUCCCGAGGAGCAGUCCGCCCACAUUCUGCAGGGGCUAGAGCUUUUGGUAGCUCCGGCACCUGGAACUCCGAUUGGCAUGCAGCCUCGGGACACGCUGCAAGCAAGCAUUGCAGAUGUAUCACGGCCACCGAGAGUAUGCGGCCACUGCUGGCAAUACAAGAAGACUGUGAAGCGGUCUGAGCGGUUUUUGGUCAUCGGAUUCGCCUUUCCGGUGGUCUGAGUACCAACAAUGUCGGGUCACAGAUGCCACGCGAGUAGAUCGAGAAAGUGACGAGGAAGACAUCAGCGCUUCGUCACGAGGACCUGGAGAUGUUGUUAGGUGACUUUGUCUCGUCCAGGUUCGCGAGCAGAUAUACCGAGUCGAUCUCAGUGCCAGGGCCAUACUUUGACCCGGACUUGACGCGGCAUAUGACGAUUCUGUGUUCGGAACAACGUCCGUGAUGCAUCUCUUGCCAGAAACCUCUCGCGCGUUGCACAUAAGGGCUGCACUGGGCUUCACUGGGAACAUACCCACUUGUGAUUUACUCUCUUCCGCUACCUCUUCUGAAUGACUUUGACUUUCUUAGGCUUUUGUGAGACGGCGGCGUCACUGCCACCCCCACCCAUGAUGCCUUCCAUGCCGGCAGGUAGUUGACCCCCCAUUUGCUGCAUCAUUUGCUGCAUAAUGUCUUCGCCACCCGAUAAUGCAGGAGAGUGUAGCGGGAGGAUCAUGCCGAUCUUGGAGCCGCGAGGUAUAGCAGGAGGUAUGGGCUUACCGUCCUUCGGCAUCGGCAGUCCAGGAAUUUGCAUUUUCAGCGGGGUCUUCUCGUCUGCAGGAUGCGAUUUGAGAUAGCUUGCUAUGAGUUUGUAGAGAUGAUGUUUGUUUGCAAUUUUUGGGCUUAUCGGCUUCCCGUCCUUCUUGAUCUCUACCUUGACACGGCCAGGAUUUGCCCAGUCUUUGGGAUGUGUCUUCAUAGGAUCCAGCGCAAUCUGCAGCGCUACGCCAAGGGUGUUGCCAAUGUGCGCCAGAGCGUCCACGAUCUCUCUUGCCAGAGGGUUGGGCACUGCAUCUGCCUUGCUCACUCGUCGGCCGCCCUCGCGACUCCGCGUCUCGUCAAAAUAAACGGGAUAGAUGCACUGAUGGCUCUUGACAAGCUCCUGCCGCUCACGCACCAUCCUCUGCUGCUCUUGAGCGCUCAUUUGUGACAUGCGAGGCAUCUGGGGAAUUCCUGCGCCAUUUCCCAUGCUUGCAGUCUGACCAGCCAACAUUGAUUGCAUCGCCUGUGGCGUCAGGAUCGAAUCUUCCUGCUGCUCAUCGUCGUCCAGUCUGCUGCCUAGUGACUUGCCCUGGGGUCUCGCAAAGUCGAAGGCAUCAAGGUCCAUCUCUUCUGGAUCAUCGGCAAUCUCGUCAUCGUCCACCUCCUCGAUUCGCGGGUUCGACAUUAUGGUGGCGAGUAAAUCGUGCGUUGGCAGUUGUGAGCGAGUAACUUACU